UAAAGAUAUUUUAUCUGAAUCAAUUUGGACCUUAGAAUCUGAGAACAAGACAAAGAAGAUACCAUUUUUUUUAUCUUGUUUAUGUAUAUAUAUAAAUCAGAAUUGUUAUUCAUAAUAUAGCUUUGAAGCGUUGAAACGCCAUGAUUGAGGUUAUGGCUAUGUCUGCAAAUGCAAAAUCAUGUCCAUGUUUUGGAUUGUUUUUAGAGGGUAAAUGUAGUCUGAAAAUGAAGAAAAACCAAGUGGGGAUGAGAAAACAUAAGAAUUCAAGAAAGAUUAGGAAAACAAUCGUUAAUGAACUUGGUGGGCAGUAUGAAGAGGUCUUUAAUGACGUUAAAUUGGAAUUAAGGAAUUGUUUCACAGCGAAAGCUGUUAGAACUGUUCUUUAUCAACUGUAUGAGAUGAAUCCUCCUCAAUAUAUCUGGCUACACAAUUUCAUUGCUGAAAAUGAUCCUGCAGAUGGGAAACGAUUUCUUCGGAUUCUUGCAAAGGAAUAUCAAGAUCUUGCUGAAAGAGUGAUGAUAACGCGUCUUCACCUAUAUGGAAAAUGGAUUAAGCAAUGCGAUCAUGGUGAAAUAUACAAAGAAAUUUCGGAUGAAAACUUGGAGUUGAUGAGGGAAAGACUCUUGGAAACAAUUGUUUGGCCUGCUGCUGAUGAAAAAACUACCGACUAA
Lactuca saligna is the source of this 671-nucleotide messenger RNA. NCBI's taxonomy places the organism in Eukaryota, Viridiplantae, Streptophyta, Magnoliopsida, Asterales, Asteraceae. The record is from the annotation of a GenBank genome assembly.